Molecule: messenger RNA, 2699 nt
Organism: Acomys russatus (golden spiny mouse)
Lineage: Eukaryota; Metazoa; Chordata; Mammalia; Rodentia; Muridae
Gene: Anks6
Product: ankyrin repeat and sterile alpha motif domain containing 6
Exons: 15
Coding region: 1-2619 (872 amino acids)
Biological process (GO): innate immune response
Cellular component (GO): cytoplasm
Molecular function (GO): protein binding
Source: RefSeq, a predicted model, not a curated record
AUGGGCGAGGGCGCGCUGGCCCCGGGCCUGCAGCUGCUGCUCCGCGCCUGCGAGCAGGGCGACACCGACACAGCGCGGCGCCUGCUGGAGCCUGGCGCGGAGCCCGCCGCGGGGCCCGAGGCCGGAGCGGAGCCGGCAGGGCCCGAGGCGGCCCGGGCAGCGGAGGCCGGGGCGCCGGUGCCGGUAGACUGCUCCGAUGAAGCAGGCAACUCAGCGCUGCAGCUGGCGGCAGCCGGUGGCCACGAGCCACUCGUGCGGUUCCUGCUCCGCCGCGGAGCCUCCGUCAACAGCCGCAACCACUAUGGCUGGAGUGCGCUCAUGCAGGCGGCCAGGUGUGGGCAUGCGAGCGUGGCACACCUCCUCUUGGAUCACGGGGCUGACGUCAACGCUCAGAAUCGUCUGGGUGCCAGUGUGCUCACUGUGGCUUCUCGGGGCGGCCACCUAGGCGUGGUGAAGCUGCUGCUCGAGGCCGGUGCCAUCGUGGACCAUCACAACCCCUCUGGAGAGCCACCGGCGAUGGGAGGCAGCCGGGACCGGGACGAACGGCUGGGCAUCACAGCUCUGAUGGCUGCCGCUCAGCAUGGGCAUGAGGCCGUGGUACGCCUGCUGAUGGAGUGGGGUGCAGACCCCAACCACACAGCCUGGACCGUAGGCUGGAGCCCUCUGAUGCUGGCAGCCCUCCUUGGGAAGCUCAGUGUGGCACAGCAGCUGGUUGAGAAGGGAGCCAACCCCGACCACCUCAGUGUGCUGGAGAAGACGGCCUUCGAGGUUGCCCUUGACCGCAAGCACAGGGAGUUAGCGGACUACCUGGACCCACUGACCACUGUCAGGCCAAAAACAGAUGAGGAGAAGAGGCGGCCUGAUAUUUUCCAUGCACUCAAGAUGGGAAACUUCCAGCUGGUCAAGGAGAUUGCUGAGGAAGACCCCAACCAUGUGAACCUGGUCAACGGGGACGGGGCGACCCCACUGAUGCUGGCGGCUGUCACAGGACAGUUGCCCCUCGUACAGCUGCUGGUGGAGAAGCACGCAGACAUGGAUAAGCAGGACAGCGUGCAUGGCUGGACAGCCCUCAUGCAGGCUACCUACCACGGAAAUAAGGAAAUUGUCAAGUAUCUGCUGAACCAAGGGGCUGAUGUUGCUCUUCGGGCCAAAAAUGGGUACACAGCCUUUGACCUGGUGAUGCUGCUAAACGCCCCGGACACUGAACUUGUUCGGCUGCUAGCAUCGGUGUGCAUGCAGGUGAAUAAGGAGCGAGGCCGACCCAGUCACCGGCCAUCUGUGCCCCACUCGAAGGCCAGACAGCCCUGGAGCAUCCCCGUGCUGCCUGACGACAAGGGAGGCCUGAAGUCCUGGUGGAGCCGGAUGUCCAACAGGUUCCGAAAGCUCAAACUUAUGCAGACACUGCCACGCGGGUUGGCUGCCAACCAGCCUUUGCCUUUCUCUGAUGAGCCCGAGCUGGCACUGGACUCCACCAUGCGGGCAGCCCCCCAGGACAGGGCUAGCCACCUUGGGCCACCUGAAGCAGCCCUUGCUACCAAAGACAGUGGUCCUGGGAGCACAAGAAGAGAGAGGGAAGAUGUGUUGCUGACAACCAUGCUACGAAACGGAGCUCCCUUCCCCCGGCUCCCCAGUGACAAGCUGAAGGCCGUCAUCCCACCCUUCCUACAGCCCCCGUCCAGCUUCGAGCUGUGGAGCUCUGACAGGUCCCGCACUUGUCACAAUGGCAAGGCAGACCCCACAAAGACUGUGCUGCCCCCGAGAGCCAGCAGAGCCCACCCUGUGGGCUGCGUGGGCACGGACACUGCUGCUGGCAGGCCAGUGAAAUUCCCCAGCAUCUCCAGAAGCCCCACCUCCCCUGCCAGCUCUGGGAGCUUCAACCACUCGCCUCAUUCCUCUGGGGGUGCCAGCGGCAUUGGGGGCAUGAGCAGGCUGGGUGGGGAGCUGCAUAACCGCUCAGGUGGCAGCGUAGACAGUGUCUUGUCCCAGAUCGCCGCUCAGAGGAAAAAAGCAGCUGGGCUGUGUGAGCAGAAGCCCAGCCAGCGAUCCAGUCCUGUGGGGCCAGCGCCUGGCUCCAGCCCACCCGAGCUCCCAGCCUCCCUCGUGGGCAGUGGCGGUGGCUCUUCCAAUGGCACUCCCAGCAGCAAGAAACUGGACCCCAGCAAACGGCCUCCAUCUGGAACUUCUGCCACCUCUAAAAGCACCUCCCCUACCCUCACGCCCUCCCCGUCUCCCAAAGGCCACACUGCUGAGUCUUCAGUGUCUUCCUCCUCAUCCCACCGGCAGUCUAAGAGCAGCGGGGGCUCCAGCAGUGGCACCAUCACAGAUGAGGAUGAGCUGACUGGAAUCCUUAAGAAGCUCUCCCUUGAGAAAUACCAACCCAUCUUCGAGGAGCAAGAGGUGGACAUGGAAGCCUUCCUCACACUCACCGAUGGUGACCUGCAGGAGCUGGGGAUUAAGACCGACGGUUCCCGGCAGCAGAUUCUGGCGGCCAUCUCCGAGCUGAAUGCGGGCAAGGGGCGCGAGAGGCAAAUUCUACAGGAGACCAUUCACAACUUCCAUUCUUCCUUUGAGAGCAGCGCCAGCAACACCAGGGCCCCUGGCAGCAGUCCUUGUACGUGAGUCUCCAUGCUGUGGCCAUCAGCGUGUGCACCCCAAGCCUCAUCACUCCUUCAUACAAUGCCAGGUCCAACCUGCUGCCC